Molecule: messenger RNA, 2573 nt
Organism: Thrips palmi
Lineage: Eukaryota; Metazoa; Arthropoda; Insecta; Thysanoptera; Thripidae
Gene: PolI
Product: DNA polymerase iota
Exons: 3
Coding region: 9-2072 (687 amino acids)
Biological process (GO): translesion synthesis
Molecular function (GO): damaged DNA binding; DNA-directed DNA polymerase activity
Source: RefSeq, a predicted model, not a curated record
AAUGCAUUAUGUCGCCAAAUUUCGCUGUGCCCUCAGCCCACGUAAGAAGCUUUGUCCGGGUCAAGAUGAAUUCCCAUCAGAAUUCUUUAUCGUGUCAAUGUAAUGAACAGCAUAAGUCGGGCAGGAUGGAGGCAGGCAGUCACUCCCGAGUUAUAAUUCACAUUGAUAUGGACUGCUUCUACGCCCAAGUUGAAGAGAGAAGAGAUCCAGCUUUAGCAGGGCGUCCAUUAGGUGUCAAACAAAAAAAUAUAGUUGUCACAUGCAAUUAUGAAGCUCGAGCUGCAGGAGUUAAAAAAUGCAUGAUGGUGGAGGAUGCCAUGCGUAUUUGUCCUGGAAUGACGCUUGUCAUUGGUGAAGACUUGGCACCUUACAGACAUGCCUCUGCGCAGGUGACCUCUCUCCUCCAACAGUUCAGUCCGUUGGUAGAACGACUGGGUCUUGAUGAAAACUUCAUUGAUGUCACUCAACUAGUUAACAAGCGAAUAGAUCAACAUAAAUUAUGUCACAGUACUAGCUCAGAAGCCUCUAAUGCUAUGGACAGUGAUGAUACUGCUGAACCUAAUGUUUAUAAUGAUGACUAUGGCUCUUGUUGCUGUGGUUGUCGGGCUCGUCUCAUUGAAGGUUCUCGCAUCGCUAAGGAAGUGCGUGAGCAAAUUAGAAGUGAAUUACAACUAACUUGCUGUGCUGGUGUUGCACACAACAAGUUGCUGGCAAAGUUGGUUGGUAGUACUCACAAACCAAAUCAACAGACAGUAGUAUUUCCUGGAGCAGCUGUGCGUGCUCUUCUUGGCAGUUUGCCAAAUGUACGGUCCCUCCCUGGUGUGGGCAGUCGCACUGCUGACAUUUUAAAUGAGUUAGGUAUAAAGAGUAUUCCAGAACUGCAGGCUCACCCAUUGCCAGCAUUAAAGGGAGCAUUAGGAUGUGAUGCAGCACUUCGGCUGAAAAAUAAUAGCUUAGGUGUUGAUGAUUCAGAAGUGAAACCGUCUGGCAAACCUCUAUCUAUUGGUAUUGAAGAUGGCUUCCGACGAGUAAGCAUGCAAAGUGAAGUUCGUGAAAAGCUUAGCACACUGCUCACUAGACUUCUGAAGCUUGUUGAAGAAGAUGGCAGGGCUCCUACAACAAUCAAAGUAACUGUUCGCAAACUAGAUCGAACCAAAGGCACAACUCACCGAGAAAGCCGUCAAAGUAAUGUAUCAAGCCUUCAACAGGACAGGCUCAUGAAUACUGUGAUGAUGUUGUUCAACAGAAUAGUAGAUAUCAAUCAACCUUUCCAUCUUACUCUUCUGGGCCUUGCAUUUACUAAGUUUCGGGCACGAGGCGUUGGUAGAGGAUCAGUCGCCAGUUUUUUAGUGAGAGAUCGAGAUCUAUCAGUUCAAACUUUGACCAGCUUAGAGGGUGAAGGAAGUGGUAUUUGUACUCCAAGACUUCCACCACCUCUCACACCAAAUGAGUCAGGCUCAGAAUCUGAACCAGAAUUGGAGCCCUCACCUAAGAAGAAUAGAGGAGAUAGUUGGCGUGGUAGGGAUCUCAUGUCUCCAAGUAAACUGAGAGUAUCUGAAAUGUGUCUAGCAUCACGCUCUCCUCGGUCAUCUAUCGAUGAGUCAAUUCUUAAAGAGCUACCCCCUGAUAUAAGGAUGGAGAUAUUGGAAACUUAUGGGUCUGACACAAGUGAGUCUACUGAUUGUUCAAUGGAUUGUGUCAGUGAUUCUGACAGGUCUCCAAGAAUCAGGAGUAGUCCUGUUCAGAUACUAGAUGCUAGGCCCCUUCCAAAGUUUGUGGAGAAAAUGGUGGAUAAGCCUUCUGAGCGACCUGCUGACAGGAACAAGGCUCCUGAGAAGACAGCGCAACCUUCAUCUACAAGUGGAGGAGUCGCCUGCGGAACAACAGAGCAGUGUUCACCGAAUGCUCCUUUGCCAAGAGAGUUGCCAAGUGAUGUAGACCCUGCUGUCUUUCAACAACUGCCUGAAAAUGUUCAAGCUGACCUCCUCCGGUCAUGGCGACUUGAGAAGUGGCAUCCAAGUAAGCCUAAGCAGAAUUCCAUUCUUCAGUACAUGGUGGCCAAUUCUGAAUAGGAAAGAUUAUCAACUCUUUUUUAAAACUUUGUGCAUUUUGAAGAAACCAGGACCAUUUCUUUUGUGAUGUAUUGUUUUAAUGUUUGACCUUGAAUAUUAAUGUGUGAUAAAAUCGACUAUUAGGUUCUGAACAGUUUUAUACCUUCAAUGUUUCCAUAUAGUUAUUUUGUCUCUAAUGCCUUUCAUUUUUAAUGCAGUGUCUUCUUAAUAUACUAUAAUUGUGUCCUAUGCCCAUUUUAGUUAUAGGUGUUAUCGGAGUCAUUGAGUAUUCUUGAGGUCCUACGCUAUCAUCAUACCUUUAUGUGAAAAUUUAUCCAUUUAAACAUUGGUUUCAAAUUUGAAAAAGGAGCAGUUUUUAGUUUUUGUUUUUCUGCUUGGGAGGGGCAGGAAGGUUGAACUUUUGGUUUGUAUUUAUUACUAUUGGAACAGCUAUAAACCUGACCUGGUCUAAUUGUCCACUUUCCAUACUAAUAAAUUGUGUUAAGGCACCAAUUUCAUGAG